Messenger RNA from Folsomia candida, 1872 nucleotides. It is a transcript of the gene MED8, whose product is annotated as mediator of RNA polymerase II transcription subunit 8. The record is from RefSeq and is a predicted model, not a curated record. Gene Ontology annotation, cellular component: mediator complex; core mediator complex. Gene Ontology annotation, molecular function: transcription coregulator activity; RNA polymerase II cis-regulatory region sequence-specific DNA binding. The transcript is spliced from 7 exons. NCBI's taxonomy places the organism in Eukaryota, Metazoa, Arthropoda, Collembola, Entomobryomorpha, Isotomidae. The coding region runs from base 143 to 841 and encodes 232 amino acids. Gene Ontology annotation, biological process: regulation of transcription by RNA polymerase II.
CUGAGCUGACUAACUAACUGCAGGGAUUUCAUUUUAAUUUUAUUUAAACUUUGAAUUCAUUACAUAAUUAGUAAUAAUAAUUUAUUACAAAGUCGAUCCUUGUUUUUAAUUUGUGUUGAGUUGAAUAUUUUAAGACGGUAGGAUGGCAGCUAAUCGGGAAGAAAAGCAAUUGGAGAUGGCGACGGAAGUGAUGCUUCAGCGUAUCAACGAAAUGAAAUUGUCAUUAAAUUCACUUAUGUGGAAGUUGGACAACGACCACCAAAAUAUCACUUUUCCAGACUUCUUGGACGCGUUUUCAGUAAUUUCAGGACAGAUGAACACGUUGAUGAGACUGCUGCGAUCGGACAAGGUACCCAUGUUGAAGGGCCUUACCGUCCUUCCACUUUCGCUCAGCCAAGAUCCUGACCAAGCUUUAAUGGCGACGACGGAUGCCAGACUUCCCUGUUUUAACCAUGAGGUCGUACCAGAUUAUCUGCGUACCAAGCCUGUUCCUGACGCAGAAUUUAAGCAUAAUGCAGUCGAAGCACGAGCCAGUGUUGUCAACCAAGACACGGUUACAAAGCAAACCGCGGCAAUGAAUAAGAUGGCGAGCCACGUUCUGGACAUUAUCAACACAGCCAGGGAUGACUGGGAAGCGGCGGAACGAAGUGGCCCUCCUCCAACGUUUUCAAACGGGGACACACAAGAGUUGGUCACGGCCUUGGCGACUGGACGAGCUUUCAAAAUCGUACCUGUGCCUCAACUAUCACGACAAACAUCCACGCCCACUUCAACCACAUCUCCGGCUGCUCCUAAAGGCCCUGGACCUAUCAAGACCAACAUAAAAACUAAGAAAAGAUGAACACCUACCUUAUUCUAUAGUGUCGCUGCUUCUCCAGUUUGUUAUGCGUACUUUACGUAGAUGAGCGCAGUCAAUCAAUUGGUGACCAACUCAUUCGGCCAGAGGUUGAAGGGGGUUAGUAAAUAUUCUUAGUAUAUAUUUUCAAUAUCUUCUUCAUUUUGCACUUACUGUAUUAGUUUUAACAAAGUAUUUAGUUGUACACAAUAGUGAACGACAUUAUAUUGAAAUUUGUAACUUUGUACAUAAAUAUGAGGAUUCAAACUAAUCUUAAAUAAGUAUCAGCCAUAAGUUUCUCCUCCUUAAUCGUCAGUCCAGGUCGAAUACCAAUGAUGAACUUCAGAGUCUGGUUUACAUGCAUCUUUGCAUUCAGCUUCCGUAUGAAAUCCACCGGCACUUUUACACCCAUGAUACGUAGAUUGGGAACAUUUUCUAUUCUUGAAAAACCAUUCCGUAAAAUUUAUGUCGCAGUGGACAUUAGGAGGAUGAAUUGGAUGACCAGCGUGAGAAACUAUGCUAACAUCACACUGUGCUGAAAUUAAUUUUUAACAUUUAGUUCGAAUUGUAAAUUGUCCUAAUAGUUAAAUAAUAUACAUAUACCAUUACCAACCUGGCAAGUGAGACCUCCAUGCUGAUAAGAACGGGGAGCAAGAAGCACAUACGAUUAAAACGCACAAGAAUGUAACUUCAAACACACAAGAUUUUCUUGUACUGUGAGCCAUUUUAGAAAUUUUAAAUGAAGUUUAUGGAGUACUUGAAAUGGUGAAUUUGUACUUGCUUUGAAAGCCAACAAGAUGGAUCUAAUUCUUCCCAGCCUUUUAUAAGAGAGAGACCAAGAUGUGAUUCAAUACGUGUGAUUUCUUCAAGUAAUUCAUGCCUCACGUCAUGUAACGUCAUUUCAGACAAAUAUUAUUGACCAUCAUCAUCAUCUUGUGAGUUUAUACAUAGUUCUACUGAUAAAAUAAUAAUUUCCGAUGCAGUAAAAAAUAAAUGUUCGUGACCCCUGUCACAUAUGUAUAUUUCAUACAUUAAAA